Cylicocyclus nassatus is the source of this 1239-nucleotide messenger RNA. NCBI's taxonomy places the organism in Eukaryota, Metazoa, Nematoda, Chromadorea, Rhabditida, Strongylidae. The record is from the annotation of a GenBank genome assembly.
AUGUCCAUUCCCGACUCUCGGGGAAAUGUCAGCACUGUUAAAGCUACGCUGAAUCGAUUGAAAGCAGAAUGCAAGCAGAUAUGGAAAGACUUGCGCAACAAAGAACAGAUGCAGUUUUUCUGGCCGCUAAACACCCCCCUUGAGGUGCAUGAGCUAGUUGGUCCCGAAAGGUUUGAUGCCUCUUCACCAAGAUAUCAAAUGCCAUUCUUCUGGACAAGUACCGGUGUUCCAGCUACUCCUUCCUGGGCAAUGCUUGUUUGUCUCAUUGAGUGUGCCUUUGGAUUGUUUGGCUAUUCCCUGAAUGUGUUACACUUUCUGUUGAAUAUAUUCACUUGCGAAGACAAGCGCUUGCCUGGGUUUAUCUUCUUCGUCACCGUUGCGCAGUAUUCAAUCUUUUAUUCCUUCAAGGUACUCUUUGUCGUUGCAAUUUUGGAGCGCCGAGCUCACCUUUUGCUCGUCCAACUCUGGUUUCAAUACGCCACCUGCGUUUUUAUCCUUCUCGAUGCAGCAUUUGCUUUAGCGGCUGACUUAGGCGGGUAUCCAGAAGAGAAUGUCUACUGCCGGAGAGAUCCACCAUUGAUUAGGAUUGUUGCGGUGUCAUCUCUGGUAUUCCUUUUUGCACAAUUGUACCUACGCGCAAUGACUGUUCCGGUCUAUAACUUCAUAUCGGAUGCAAGGAAAUUCAGGAAAGUUCUACAAAAUUCGAAAAGUCGUUAUCGCAAGCGAGUUUAUUUUUCGUAUUGUUCUAUGAUGCAAGAAGAUCUCAACAAGGAAAAUAAAGAGAAACGCCAAGCAUCUCGUCAGCUUACAAUGCGUGAAAAGCAAGAAGAAGCUUUCAAAAAGCUACAGCUCAAACGAAAUGUCACCUUCAUCCAAAUUGAAGAUGAAGAGUCUCCGGGAUCUACGCCAUCAGUUGCACCAGCUCUAGUGCACAGUACUCCAUCGUCGUCAAUCUCUAAUAUGACGCUGCUUUCGCGAGAAGUUGCCCCUCCAUCUGUCCAUUUGGGAAAAAGAAAACCGAAACCAGAUCGAAGGAGACCAGUAAAGAAAAGAAAAAUACUUGAAAAUAACGGCGAUGAAGGCGAACUUCUUAUUCGCCGACAAUCCCCGAGUAAGAGGAGACAAGGCGCUGUCAGAGUGCAAUUAGAGGUCGACCCCAAAACGGCACGAGUCCUCCUGCGGGAAAAACUUCGUAACGGUGUCUUACCCAAUUUCGGAUCUCGUCAAAAUGCUGAAUAG